GCAGUCGAUGCUUGAUGAAGCACCACACGGCAUUUUUAGCAUUCCGUGGGUAGUCCUUUCUCGAUCAACCAUCUUCACGGCAGCAGCGAAAGAACAUACGAGAUGUCUUCUUUAUCACGGGACGAGAUUGACGAUUGUACAGAGGUGUUUGACUUGUUUGAUUUCUGGGACGGUAGAGACGGAGAUGUAGACGCUGCCAAAACCGGCGACAUGUUGUACUGCCUCGGGCUCAACCCCACACAAGCAACCAUCAAAAGCAACGGCGGUGUCGAUAAGUUCGGUGAAAAAUCCUACCAGUUAGAAGAAUUCCUCACAAUUUACGAAGCUUGCGCCAAAAUACAAGACACCGGAACGUUUGCUGACUUUAUGGAGGCCUUCAAAACUUUCGACAGGGAGGGACAAGGUUUCAUUUCAUCUGCCGAGUUGAGACACGUGUUGACGUCACUGGGUGACAGGCUGAAGGACCCGCAGGUUGACGAUAUUAUUCAGUGUGUGGACUUGAGAGAAGAUCUUGAAGGAAAUGUCAAAUAUGAAGAUUUCAUUACCAGAGUAAUGGCCGGACCUUACCCAGACAAGGACAAGUAAAAAGUUUAAAAUUCAAAACCAAUCUGAUGCGCCAAACAGAGUCAAUCAUCAACCAAUUAUAUCGUUUGAAUAGAUUAUCCAAGGUGAAGGUCCUUUGAGAAGCUGCUGCCGGAAGUUGCCAAUCUCGGGACCUGAAGCGACACCUAGCGAACAAAUUAGUCAUAGGCCGACGAACAUCUAGUGCACAGUAUUUGAAUUUCGUCCCCUUUUCAUGGAGAAGCACAGUUCACGAAGAUUUCGUAAAACCUACCUCGUAGGGAAUAUUUUGCCGUGUGACAUUUUUUUCUAUUCAUUUGUGCAAUAUUUUUUUCAGAAACCGAUUCCGGUAAAUGUUUUUCAUGGGAAACCGGUUUCGGUGCCCGUUUUCCAUGGGAACUAUCUGACUUUUCACAUGUACAGUGAAUUCAUCAGCAACGUAGUCACAAAAUGAUGAACAUCUUUGUGGGUAUCCUUUCUGCAACCUCGGCGGUGUGUAUAGUGAAAUAAUUCCCCGAAUUAAAGAUUUUUCACUCAAUA
This is a messenger RNA of Haliotis rubra (blacklip abalone), 1101 nucleotides long. Its product is annotated as myosin essential light chain, striated adductor muscle-like. Gene Ontology annotation, cellular component: muscle myosin complex. Lineage: Eukaryota; Metazoa; Mollusca; Gastropoda; Lepetellida; Haliotidae. The transcript has 6 exons. The coding region runs from base 103 to 585 and encodes 160 amino acids. The record is from RefSeq and is a predicted model, not a curated record. Gene Ontology annotation, molecular function: calcium ion binding.